Cydia fagiglandana is the source of this 1270-nucleotide messenger RNA. RefSeq lists its product as uncharacterized. The transcript has 9 exons. Lineage: Eukaryota; Metazoa; Arthropoda; Insecta; Lepidoptera; Tortricidae. The record is from RefSeq and is a predicted model, not a curated record. The coding region runs from base 3 to 1253 and encodes 416 amino acids.
AAAUGGCCUCUUUAUCCGUGUUUGUUCCUUUGUUUGUAUGUUUUGGUGUAGUUUAUAGUCAGAUAUUGUGUGAGGAUGGAUAUUGUAGGACAUACGGGUUCGAGGUCGGCUGCUCGGCCUCCUCGCAACACUGCAGCGUCAACAACGCGACACAUUCGGGCAUCUGGCUGCUGUCGCCGACCACAUGCAACUGCUGCGAUUAUUGUCUGCCUUUUAUAGUGGAAGGCGAUCAUUGCAGUUUGGGCGGGCCGGGGACAGGCACCACAGUUGGUAGAUGUGGCGAUGGGCUCACCUGCGUCGCAGCGGCGGAUGGCAACUUUUGUAGAAGAAUGGAAUCCGAUUGUCACACAGCGCAGGACGAGUAUGAUGCACGCUAUGAAUCAGGGCAGAUCGGGUCUCUAGAACAGCGACCAGCUUGCGACGGCAAGGGACGCUAUCAGCAUUUCCACUGUGUGCCUACGCAGACGUGCUUCUGCCAAUCGGACGAAGGAGAGCGGCUGUUCGGAGAGGUUCUUCAUCAGGGAGCAGUGACGGAACGGAAUAUGCACUGUGGUUGCUCCCGUCUUCACGACCAGAUCAAGAAGUCCAUCUCUCCCGGGGUCAAAUUACCCGUCAUCGGGCUCCGCUGCACGUCGGACGGGAAUUUCAACCCUGUGCAAUGUUUAAAUAACGACUGUUAUUGCGUGGACGAGAUCACUGGGGCUAUAAAGGGGGAUGAGAAGGUCAAUUUGGAGACUGAGCCGAUUUCGGAGUUGUCAUGCUAUGACGAAUCUCUCGACCUCUUCCCCUCCAACACCGGCACUCCCCCCUACAACUACACCUCCCCCUGUCUCGAGGAAAUGAGAGAGAGGAUAGAGUUCCUGGAGGAGAGCGAGCGGGACGGAUUCAACGUGGACUUCUUUAGCAGUAUACCGGAGUGCUUGCCUGAUGCGACAUAUGGAAGGGUCGUGAGGACUUUUAACGGAUCUAAAGUUUGCGUGGACGAGCGUGGGCAGCCUAUAGAGGGGUAUGAAGCGAUGCCCGGCACAACGGAGUAUGAAGAAAUGAAUUGCAACUGUGCCCUAACAACCCUACUAAUGGCCUCUCUGAGCGAGAAGCCAGUGUGCUGCAGCAACGGCAACUUCCGGCGCAUACAGUGUCGCCGCGGCGCCUGCCGCUGCGUGGACGGCGACGGGCGGCAGGUCGGCGCGGAGUCCGCCGAUGUGGCCGAGCUGCCGUGCUACGGGGGACACGACGGAUGGAAAACGUGCUAAUAAACGUUUACUGUAUA